Schistosoma haematobium is the source of this 327-nucleotide messenger RNA. RefSeq lists its product as uncharacterized. The transcript has 4 exons. NCBI's taxonomy places the organism in Eukaryota, Metazoa, Platyhelminthes, Trematoda, Strigeidida, Schistosomatidae. The coding region runs from base 1 to 327 and encodes 108 amino acids. The record is from RefSeq and is a predicted model, not a curated record.
AUGUUAGAUCAUCGUUGUCUCCGAAAUGUUCGGCAUCGUGUGUUCGGGCACAGAGACGAUAAUGCAUUCGGUGUCACCAUGUUGAAACAUCGACUUCGGUGGCUCGGACAUGUUCUACGAAUGUCGUCCCAGAGAAUUCCACGUCGUACAUUAUUUGCCGACGCUGGGACUGGUUGGAAGAAGCGGAGAGGUGAAAGCUGCAAAGUGCUAGCUUCUGUUGGUCCUUCUCGACUCCCUGGUUGGGGUCCGAGAAAUGGUGCAACACAGUGGUUAGAGACGUUAUCAGAUAUGGCUCAGAAUAGAAGCCAAUGGCAAUCCUGCUCGUAA